CGCUAAAAGAUGUAUAUUUAUUUCAGCAAGUACAAUUGCUUUUUACAUGAUCUAAUGAAACUAAUGGCAUUUUAUGACUGCAAAAAAGUGAUUAUCAUAUGUAUACUUCUCUUGUUGCAAUUCUUUUUACACCUUGCGUUUUCAGAAACCAAGAUUUCAGAUAAUAUACUGGUUAAGUAUCUCGACGCUUUUUUUUUCUUUGUUUCUAUACUUGAUAUUUGGCUAUUACAUUAUAACAAGUGAUUUGAUCUCUAAUGCUAUCACAAAGUCAACUACGUGUCAAUUCAUUUUCAGUCUAUGAAUUUGUCCAAUCAAAUGGACUAGUCCAUAUUCUUGCAUGUUUUUUUCUCUUAUUCUCUAUGGAUACUCGAAUCAAAAAGUUUUCGCUCAAUAGUGAAUGGGUGGAAACACCCAAACUUAGACAAAAAAUAGCAAUUGAAAGAAAGGCGACCUCAGUUCCUGCUACACCUAUCAACACAAAUAACUUUGAUAUUUUAUCACCACCCCCUUCAUCUUCUAUCAAAAAGAAAAAGAAAAGAAAGAGAACAUCUCAUUUACAAGCAGGCAAAUCGCCUUUAUCAAACGAGAUCACAGACUGGGAUGCAUCUCAAACAGUGCCUACACAACAACUGGAAGGAUUACGCAUCACAAACAUCGCAGAUGAAUCCUUAACUUCUUCUUCGCCGUCCUCGUCCUCGUCUUCUUUAAACCAGAUAUCCUUUUUGGACUAUCUCAAAGAUGAAUUGACAGUGGCUGAUUUUGAUAGUACUCAAGAAUUGAAACGAGAAAGAAUUACCAAUUUCUUAGCUGUGCCUGGAGCCAUUGAAAAGUUAAUGGGAUUUGGGUUCUUUGUCUGUCUGGAUUCGUUUUUAUAUACCUUUACUAUCCUUCCUUUUAGAUUCUGCUUAGCAUUUUAUCAUUAUAUCAUGUAUAUAUUGCACAACAUUCAAGCCUUGUUGGGUCGACGACAAGAAUUUGUUAGGUUAAGGUCUUCACAGAAAUGUGAUUUAUUGAAGGGAUUCUUGAUUAUUAUCACUUGUAUCAUUAUGUGUAGUUUUGAUCCUUCUCGUAUUUAUCACUCCAUUCGUGGACAAGCAGUCUUGAAGCUUUAUGUAGUUUUUAAUGUAUUGGAAAUAUGCGAUAAACUAUGUUGUUCUGUGGGUGUGGAUAUCUUGGACGCUUUGUUUUCAAAAUCUACAUUGGGUCGGCCUGAGCAAGGGAUGGGAAAUGCUGCUUAUGCUAAAAGACAAUUGAAGCCUAUCACUCUGUUUAUUUUAGCAGCAGGCUACAUGACUGUCCACACAAUGGUAUUGUUCUUUCAAAUGAUUACCUUGAAUGUGGCCAUCAACUUUUAUUCCAAUGCGUUGUUGUCUUUAUUAAUUUCAAAUCAGUUUGUCGAAAUUAAAGCUUCUGUCUUUAAGCGAUUUGAAAAAGAAAACUUGUUCCAAUUAACUUGUGCAGAUGUAGUAGAACGCUUUCAACAGUGUGCCUUCUUAUUUAUCAUUACUUUGCGCAAUGUGAUUGAGCUGUCUGAAUCUGGUCCUUCUUCUAUUUUACCUUCUACCUUUGUUCCCCUGUUUAAGUUACCUGCUUCAACUUCACUCAAUACACUCAUGACACCUGUCUUGAUGGUGAUUGCAUCUGAGUUGAUGGUCGAUUGGCUCAAACAUGCUUUUAUCACAAAAUUUAAUCAGAUCCGUCCUAGUAUUUAUGGUAAAUACAUUGAUGUGCUCUGUAAGGAUCUUGUGAUUGGUAGUCCUGGUCGAAUGAGUGGUAAGCACCAUGCCUUUGUGGAUCAAUCACCUGUAGUGUCUCGACGUAUUGGAUUCCCUGUCUUGCCAUUAGCCUGCUUGCAUGUACGCAUGAUGCAACAAAUUUUGCCCAUGAUCUUUAUGUCACAAAGUACACAGACAGCUAAUACAAAUGCUAUGGCUUCCAUGAUUGCUACAAGUGUAUUGAAUUAUUUGAUGAAUCAUCAAAACCUAUUGAACCAAGUCUUACCUACUCAAGUGCAUAUGUUACUGGUUUCUAUGGCCAAAUCCGGCUGGCUUCAACAUGGACUAGACCAAUUGUUUCGAUUUAUCAUAUGGGCACUUGUGGUAGUCAUUUUGGCCAUCAUAUUGUUAGCACUCAAAGUAGUAGUGGGUGUAAAUCUAUUAGGAUUUGCUUAUAAAAGGUACUCAAGUAUGGAACAAAGAAAUCAAAGAGAGCGUGAAAAGGAAAAAGAAAUGAAAGAAAUGAGUAAAGAUGAAGCAGAAUACAAUGCAUCCAUUCGAGAAUAUCUCAGUAAACCAGAAGACCAUGUUAUGGGCGGGAAAACAACCAAGUAUACACUGGAUAAUGUGGACCGAUUCUCUAUGGUAAAAAGUAGAAUUCCUUAAGAAGAAUAAAGUAUUGUACUACAGCCUCUUGUGAGAAUUCAAGUAGAUAAUUAUACUUGCCUGCAAAACACACUUUAAAACUGCAAUGCACAGCUUAUGUUAACAUAUUAUGCUAUCUCUUCUACACUAUUACAAGCGCUCUGUCAUUCUAAAUAAGCAUCAUAAUGGUCUUCCGACAAAUGGCAGGUUCCAGAAGGAAAACAAAAGUCAGCAAUCCAAUAGGAAGAGAGAUAUUGUAGUCCUAGUUUUCCCUAUUAUGUGUUCUUUAUUUCUCUUUAGUGUGUUUUUUAAGGCUAAAAAACGGAUCAAGUAGCAGAUUUUUACUUUUGAGACCACGUCACUUCAGCUUUAGAAAACCACCCGAGAAUUU
Messenger RNA from Gilbertella persicaria, 2751 nucleotides. Its product is annotated as eukaryotic membrane protein family-domain-containing protein. Gene Ontology annotation, cellular component: endoplasmic reticulum membrane. The coding region runs from base 255 to 2381 and encodes 708 amino acids. The transcript has 9 exons. Gene Ontology annotation, biological process: maintenance of protein localization in endoplasmic reticulum. The record is from RefSeq and is a predicted model, not a curated record. Lineage: Eukaryota; Fungi; Mucoromycota; Mucoromycetes; Mucorales; Choanephoraceae.